UAAGUUCUGUUUUCUGUGUGUUUUAUGGAGAACCAUACUUGAAUCAACUCAUAUAAUAAGACACCGCUACUAUGAGAAAUCUAGUCAUAUGAUUAGGAUAUACGUGUUUUGUGUUUCUCAGAUUGUCCAUCGCUAUGACAUCAUUCUGAUCCAGGAGGUCAGAGACAGCGAUCUGUCAGCGACCAGAAAACUCAUGGAGCACGUCAACAAAGGUUCUCCUCAGUUCAGGUACAGCCACAUCGUCAGCGAGCCUCUGGGUCGCAGCUCCUACAAGGAGAGAUAUCUCUUCCUCUACAGGGAGCAGACGGUGUCCGUGGCUACAAACUACACCUACGACGACGGCUGCGAGCCAUGCGGGACGGACACCUUCAGCCGAGAGCCCUUCGUCGUCAUGUUCACCUCCAAACAAACCGCUGUGAGGAACUUUGUUCUGAUCCCCCAGCACACCUCUCCAGACUCCGCUGUGAAGGAAGCCGACGCCCUCUAUGACGUGGCGGCUGAUGUCCGCGUCCGCUGGAACACCAAUGACAUCGUGCUGCUGGGCGACUUCAACACAGGCUGCAGUUACGUAUCAGGCUCCGACUGGCAGCAGAUCCGCCUCUUCACGGACAAGAGUUUCCACUGGCUGAUCACCGACGAGGCCGACACGACUGUGUCACACACUAACUGCCCUUACGACAGGAUUGUGGUCACUGAUGACAUGAUGAAGGGAGUGGUGCCCGGCAGCACUGAGGUCUACAACUACAUGGUGGACUUGAAACUCAGCCACAGUCUGGCAUUGGCUGUCAGCGACCAUUUCCCUGUGGAGGUGGAGCUGAUUGGCCAGGCUGCUGCUGCUGCUGCUGCUGCCUGAACCUCGACUCCCACAAGUGUUGCAGAAACCUCCAGGCUGAAUGGAGUCAUGAGGGAUCAGUGUGGGAACUCUUUGCAAUCACACAGCAUUACAUUUAUGAGACCAAAAUAAACAAAUAAUUUCUGCUAUUCUA
Messenger RNA from Anarrhichthys ocellatus (wolf-eel), 986 nucleotides. RefSeq names its product deoxyribonuclease I (gene dnase1). Gene Ontology annotation, cellular component: nucleus. Bases 89 to 853 code for a protein of 254 amino acids. Gene Ontology annotation, biological process: DNA catabolic process. The record is from RefSeq and is a predicted model, not a curated record. NCBI's taxonomy places the organism in Eukaryota, Metazoa, Chordata, Actinopteri, Perciformes, Anarhichadidae. Gene Ontology annotation, molecular function: deoxyribonuclease I activity; DNA binding. The transcript is spliced from 7 exons.